Melopsittacus undulatus (budgerigar) is the source of this 1647-nucleotide messenger RNA. RefSeq names its product nei like DNA glycosylase 1 (gene NEIL1). Gene Ontology annotation, cellular component: nucleus. Gene Ontology annotation, biological process: base-excision repair. The transcript is spliced from 9 exons. The coding region runs from base 58 to 1329 and encodes 423 amino acids. Gene Ontology annotation, molecular function: DNA-(apurinic or apyrimidinic site) endonuclease activity; nucleic acid binding; DNA N-glycosylase activity. NCBI's taxonomy places the organism in Eukaryota, Metazoa, Chordata, Aves, Psittaciformes, Psittaculidae. The record is from RefSeq and is a predicted model, not a curated record.
GAAUAGGCGUCAAGACUUGACUACAACUCCCAGGGUGCACUGCGGCCCGUGGAUCCAAUGGAGAGCGAGGGGCGGGGCAUGGUCGGGGGCGUGCCCCCCGGGGCGGUGCGCUCCGCCGAUGCCAGCUGUCCGCCUGUACUCUGUGUCCGGUCUCUCCAGUGCCUCCUCCGCGGUGUGUCCGGUCCUGCGGCCAUGCCCGAAGGUCCGGAGCUGCACCUGGCCGGGCGCUACAUCAACGAGGCGUGCGGUGCCCUGGUGUUCUCGGGCGGCGUGGAGCGCUCGGCGGUGGGCAGGGGCCCGGAGGUGCCGUUCAGCAGCGAAGCUUACCGCAUCUCUGCCGCCGCCCGGGGCAAGGAGCUGCGCCUGACGCUGACCCCGCUGGGCUCCGCCGGUGCCCCUCAGGAGCUGGUUUUCCGCUUCGGCAUGUCGGGCUCGUUCCGGCUGUGCCCCGCCGAGCAGCUCCCGCGCCAUGCGCACCUCCGGUUCCGAACCCGCGACAGCCCCACGCGCGUCCUCUGCUUCAUCGAUGUCCGGCGCUUCGGGUCGUGGCGUCUGGGGGGCGCCUGGCAGGAGGGCCGCGGGCCCUGUGUCCUCUCCGAGUACCAGGCCUUCAGGGAGAACGUGCUGAAGAACCUGGAGGACAAAGCUUUUGACAAGCCCAUCUGCGAGGCCCUCUUAAACCAGAAGUUUUUUAAUGGAAUUGGGAAUUAUCUCCGUGCUGAGAUCCUGUACAGGUUGAAGAUCCCUCCCUUUGAAAAGGCUCGGACCGUGCUGGAGGCCUUGAAGGAGCAGGAGCAGGAGAGGAAGAGGAAGAAUCCCUCCUUGACACUGAGCAAGAAGCUUAAGCUGAUGCGGGAGAACCCGGAUCUCCUGGAGCUGUGUCACACUGUGCCCAUGGAGGUCAUCGCGACGGAGAAACACCUCUCUGACCCGGAUCACUUGGAUAACUACGCCGCGUUCAAGAGCUGGCUGCAGUGUUACCUGGUGCCCGGCAUGAGCUCCCUGCGUGACCGCAGUGGUAGAACCAUCUGGUUCCAGGGAGAGCCUGGCCCCAUGGCUCCCAAAGGGCAGUUGCCCCACAAGAAGCGUGCUCAGGUGGAGUCAGACCCCGAGGCUGUGACCCCCAAGGGCCGCCCACGUGCCUCGAGGCGGCGCCGCAGGGCUGCAGCCGAGCAGGAGGAAGAGGAGGCCGGUGAGGGGCCGAGGAAGGGACGCGCUCCCAGGAGGAGGGUAACCGCCGCUGCGGCCGUGCCCGAGCCCGAGGUCAAGGCUGAACGAAGGCGCCGGACCCCAGCGCGCAGGGGCAGAGGCACAGCCCCUGCAGUGUGAGUGCUGCCCCCUCCCCAGGAGCAGCUCGGGGAGGGCCUGGGUUAGUGCUGAGCUCAGUGCUGGGGCUGCUCUGCUCCUGUGUUCACCCCUGCUUGCUACUGCUGCAUCUGCACUGCAGGACAGAGGAGCGGAGCUUGGUGCUGGGCUGAUUUAUUCAGCAUCCUCCUGCUGCCCUCAGGUACUUGAGGGGGAUAAGGGCUAUGGACCAGACAUGCUGGCCUCUGGUCCUUCCCUUUGUCUAAGAGUGGAUUUCCUCUUCCUUCCUCACCUCCCUUGAUCACUGUUUUUAGCUGACUAAUAAAGUAUUUUAUAUAGAAA